Molecule: messenger RNA, 1413 nt
Organism: Durotheca rogersii
Lineage: Eukaryota; Fungi; Ascomycota; Sordariomycetes; Xylariales; Xylariaceae
Exons: 2
Coding region: 223-1062 (279 amino acids)
Source: RefSeq, a predicted model, not a curated record
CCGUCCGCUCGCUCCCUUUAUACAUCUACAUAUACCCACCCGGCCUUACUUUCGUGUCAACGCUCAUCCGUCUAUACACCCUACCUACUCACUUAUACACAUUAUCCUCACCCACGCCACUAGACGGGGGAAACACAAGAAGAGGAACAGGAAUAGGCCAACAAGAAAGGAAAGAAACUCGAAAAGGAACCGAAAAAAGCCGGAGUCGUAAUUACCACCACGAUGGCGCCCAUCCGCCUUCUCGCGCUGCCGGCCCUCGCCGCCGCCGCCGCCGCCCUCAACCUCGCCGAGUACGUGCCGUCCUGCGGCCAGCCGUGCCUCACCGCCACCAUCGAGAGGAACUCCCUCUGCAACGUCGCCGACAACAAGUGCGUCUGCAGCGAAAUCUAUUCGCUCAAGCGCAACGGCGAGGCCUGCCUGCGCAGGGGCUGCUCCGUCGAGGACUAUGGCGCCGUCAUGACCGGCUUCGACAACUUCUGCGCCGCCGUCGCUGCUAACCCGCCAGCGGAGUCUACCCCUCAGCCUACUCCCGAGCCUACGCCUGAGCCCACGCCCACUCCGGAGCCGACCACGGAGCCCGCCCCUGGCACCACGGAAGCGCCGCCGCCGCCGCCAGAGCCGACGACCGCGACGACCGCGGCGCCGGAGCCGACGAGCGAGGCGCCCCCGCCUCCGCCGGCGUCGUCGUCGUACCCGGAGCAGUCCGCGCCCGAGAGCAGCAGCAGCAGCAGCACGGGCGAGUCCGCGACGUCGGAGACGACGGUGCCGGGAGCGCCCUCGUCGACGACCGAGGCCGAGCAGCCGCCGCCGCCAGCGACGACGGCGCCCACCUACCCGACGACUACGGGCAGCGUGAGCGCCCCGACCGGCGGCAACAGCACCGUGCCGCACAGCCCCUCGGGCCCGCAGUCGCAGCCCCAGUCGCCGGAGCAGCCCACCGCGCCCCAGGAGCAGCCCCCGCCGACCGAGACCCCGCUGCCGGCCGGCGCCGCCCGCAUCUCCACGUCCGCCGGCGCGAGCGCCCUGCUGCUCGCCUGCGGGCUCGUGUUCCUCGGCUUGUAGACAGCAGGUCUCUCUCUCGCCCCAGGCUGUCGAGAGCCGGAAUAUAUGCAUAUAUCUAUAUAUACCGACGCGUAUAUCGUCCGGCCAUCCCAUCACGAAUGUCUCUUCUCUUUUUUUCUCACUCUUUCCUCCCGCCUUGUUCGGUUCGAAACGUACUGCUCGGGCCAUGCUUGGUGGUGAUGAUGAUGACGACGAUGGCGGGGUGAGCGAGCUGGCUCGGUCCGCUCGCUCGCCCAGGUGUUUUUAAUGAUGUCGGCCGGCCGGGAAGGAGGAGCGCGAGAAGAUAUAGAAGAAAAAAAGAUAAAAUAUCGCUUUGCCUACCCUACUUCUCCGCACCCUCUCCGGCUGGCU